Messenger RNA from Zea mays, 550 nucleotides. RefSeq lists its product as uncharacterized. The transcript has 2 exons. The record is from RefSeq and is marked validated. Lineage: Eukaryota; Viridiplantae; Streptophyta; Magnoliopsida; Poales; Poaceae. Gene Ontology annotation, biological process: defense response. The coding region runs from base 47 to 301 and encodes 84 amino acids.
GCUGACGACACCACCGUGUGGUCGACAAAAUAAAAAGGAGAGAGAGAUGGCCCUGUUGUCUCGCCCUAUGGCCGCCGCACCAUUCUUCGUCGUCGUCCUUCUCGUACUCGUGGCGGCAGAGAGGACGAUGGGCAGGGUGGUGGUGGAAGAGACGCUCUGCCUGUCGCAGAGCCAUGCCUUCAAAGGCGUGUGCCUCAGCAACACCAACUGCGACAACGUAUGCAAGACGGAGAAGUUCACAGGCGGCGAGUGCAAGAUGGACGGCGUCAUGCGCAAGUGCUACUGCAAGAAGGUCUGCUAGGGCAUGACCGGCAGCAAGCCCCAACCGUACGGCUGGUUGAUCCGGUUGCACACUGCACAGCUCGUUUGGGCACGCGGUCAUGUUCCGGCUUCUCGGCUUUAUUUAUUUCUUCUUUGUUAUAAUAAAUAGACUCUGUUAGUCACGUGCGUUUUAGUCUGGGUUGUACGUUAUUAAUUCUCUAGUGUAUUGUAUUUGCGCAACGCGCUGUACUUAACGUAGCCAUGUAUUCGCGUUGCGUGGUGGAGAGGC